Molecule: messenger RNA, 2190 nt
Organism: Phacochoerus africanus (Common warthog)
Lineage: Eukaryota; Metazoa; Chordata; Mammalia; Artiodactyla; Suidae
Gene: SPHK1
Product: sphingosine kinase 1
Exons: 5
Coding region: 430-1917 (495 amino acids)
Biological process (GO): cellular response to growth factor stimulus; sphingosine biosynthetic process; negative regulation of apoptotic process
Cellular component (GO): intracellular membrane-bounded organelle; cytoplasm; membrane
Source: RefSeq, a predicted model, not a curated record
GCUCCGGCUCAGCCCUUGCGCGACUCCGGCGCUACUUGCACGAGCGCUGCGCGCGGCGCUGCACAGCCGGGCUCUUGGAGGCGCUCAGCGGCCCGGACCGCUCCGGAGCUCGGGGUAGAGGACCCGGUGACCCGGCUGUUUCGGGGAGGGGAUCGCUCGUCCCGAACUUCGUGCCCUGCGCUGUCCACUCAAGUUCUGGAAUUUUUACGCAUCUGGACUCCCCUCCUCCUGGCAGCCCGCAGGGAGUGAGGAGCUGCUCCCUCGGCGGGAGCCACAGGGCUCUGACUCAUCGUCGGGCCGGAACCCGAGGCCCCAGAAAAGAAAGCCCCACAGGACCCUUCGUUCUGGGGGUGGGGGCUCAGUUCUAGGACAGGAGAGCCCUUGGUGGCACUGGAUCUCGGCUCUUUGGAUCUCUCGGAAAACUAGGCGAUGCCGGAGCGCGCGGCUCCCCGCGCGCGGUCCGAGGAUCUAGCGGGGCGCCCCCUACCUCAGGGGGCCGCUCCGGACUCCACCAAGGCUGUCUCCUCUCCCUCAGAUCCAGCAACCGCAGGGAAUGACGCGGGUGCCUCCACAGCCCCGGCUCCGGGCGGGGAGGGCGAGCCCCACAGUCGGCACCGCGACGCCCGCCUGGGCAGCACCGAUAAGGAGCUGAAGGCAGGAACCGAGGCCGCGGACAGCGCCCGGACAGCGCCGGGGACCCCCUGGCAGCGGGGGCCACGGGUCAAGGUUAUGGAUGCAGCGGGCGGCCCCCGGAUCCUGCUCCCACGGCCCUGCCGCGUGCUGGUGCUGUUAAAUCCGCGCGGGGGCAAAGGCAAGGGCCUGCAGCUCUUCCGGAGCCACGUGCAGCCCCUGCUGGUCCAGGCCGACAUUUCCUUCACGCUGAUGCUCACCGACCGGCGGAACCACGCCCGGGAGCUGGUGAGGGCGGAGGACCUGAGACUCUGGGACGCGCUGGUGAUUAUGUCUGGAGACGGGCUGAUGCACGAGGUGGUGAACGGGCUCAUGGAGCGGCCGGACUGGGAGACCGCCAUGCAGAAGCCCCUGUGUAGCCUCCCAGCCGGCUCUGGCAAUGCACUGGCAGCUUCUUUGAACCACUAUGCCGGCUACGAGCAGGUGACAAAUGAAGACCUCCUGACCAACUGCACACGGCUGCUGUGUCGCCGGGUGCUGUCGCCCAUGGAUCUGCUGUCCCUGCAGACAGCCUCAGGGCUGCGUGUCUUCUCCGUGCUCAGCCUGACAUGGGGUUUCAUCGCGGACGUGGAUCUGGAGAGUGAGAAGUUUCGGGGCCUGGGCGAGAUGCGGUUCACUCUGGGAACCUUCCUGCGCCUGGUGACCCUGCGCACCUACCGGGGUCGCCUGGCCUACCUCCCUGUAGAAACGGUGGUCUCCAAGAUGCCCCCCGCCUCCGCUCCGGCCCAGUGGGCCCAGCAGGGCCCUGUGGACACCCACCUGGUGCCCCUGGAGGAGCCGGUGCCCUCCCACUGGACCGUGGUGCCGGAGCAGGACUUUGUGCUGGUGCUGGCGCUGCUGCAUUCACACCUGGGCAGCGAGAUGUUCGCUGCACCCAUGGGCCGCUGCACGGCCGGCGCCAUGCACCUGUUCUACGUGCGGGCUGGCGUGUCUCGGGCCAUGCUGCUGCGCCUCUUCCUGGCCAUGGAGAAAGGCAGGCACAUGGAGUGUGAGUGUCCCCACUUGGUGUACGUACCGGUGGUUGCCUUCCGCCUGGAGCCCAAGGACGGGAAGGGUGUGUUUGCUGUGGACGGAGAAAUGUUGGUCAGCGAGGCUGUGCAGGGCCAGGUGCACCCGAACUACUUCUGGAUGGUCAGUGGCUGCUCAGAGUCCCUCCCCUCCCGGGAGCCGCAGCCCUCACUCAGCCAGAAGCCUCAGCAGAGGCCACCCCGGGAAGAGCGCUCAUGACUCUGUGGGCCUUGCCGUGCCUUAGUCUACUCGGUUCAUUCUGAGCUUGGGCCUGCCCUCCCGCCUCCCCCACCUCCCCCAGGACUGGAGGGCGGGUGAACAGCUCGCAUGGGGCGGGGGGUGUGUGUGUGUGGGGGGGGGAAGGACGACGCCUGGGCUCCUGGAGGUGCGGGGAAGGACGGGCCAGGAGCGUGGAAGCCACUCUGCUUUGUCCCAGGAGCACCCCCCCCCCCCCCCGCCGAGUCAAGUCCAAAUAAAGUGACAUUUCCAGCC